Platichthys flesus (European flounder) is the source of this 879-nucleotide messenger RNA. RefSeq names its product C-type mannose receptor 2-like. The record is from RefSeq and is a predicted model, not a curated record. The transcript is spliced from 4 exons. NCBI's taxonomy places the organism in Eukaryota, Metazoa, Chordata, Actinopteri, Pleuronectiformes, Pleuronectidae. The coding region runs from base 1 to 879 and encodes 292 amino acids.
AUGGAAGGGAUCUUCAUUGGUGUCUUGUGUCUCUCAGGGUGCCUAACCUUCUCCGAAUGCCUCCUCCAUCAGUACCACUUUUUGUCUGAAGCAAAGACUUGGACUGAAGCUCAGAGCUACUGCAGAGAGAAGUACACAGACCUGGCCACUAUUGGAAACACUGAAGAAAUUAAGAAACUUAACGACACAGUAUCUGCCGCUGGUCACAGCUCUGAGGUUUGGAUUGGCCUGUACAGUCAUAUUGACUGGAAGUGGUCAGAUGGUUUCAACCAGAGUGGAGCUGAAUAUAGGAAAUGGUUGACUGGUGAACCAAACAUUUUAGCAGCCGAUGUGGCCUAUGUGACCACGAAUCCAAAUGGAGGAUGGGCUGAUACUGUCAAUGCGAAGAAGCCAUUUAUUUGCUACAAUGGAACAUUAGAGGAUUCUGAAUUUGUGCGAGUGGAUACAGGAAAGAUUUGGUCCGAGGCUCAGAGGCACUGCAGAGAACACUACACAGAUCUGGCCACUGUGACGAAUGCCGCUGACAACAACAAGUUACGGCUCAUGAUAAUAGCUUCCACAUGGGUAUGGUUCGGUUUGUACAGAGAUCCUGAGAUUUACUGGUCUGACGGGAGUAACUACUCAUUCAGCUCCUGGUAUCAGGGUGGAAACCCACUUGGCUCGAUGAAAGUCGUAUGUGGUGUUGCAGAUCUGGAGCAGGGAGGAAAAUGGAGGAUAUUUUCCUGUGAAGAAAGAAAACCGUUUGUCUGCUACAGCAUCACAACAGUGAAGACUGUGGUGAAGAUGAGGGUGAAGCUAGAGGACUCCUCUUUGGACCUGCAUGACCCUGCUGUGAAAGUACAAAUUCUGAAACAGGCAAGUCUCCAAAAUCCACCCUGA